Messenger RNA from Colossoma macropomum (tambaqui), 2159 nucleotides. RefSeq names its product tetraspanin 13b (gene tspan13b). Lineage: Eukaryota; Metazoa; Chordata; Actinopteri; Characiformes; Serrasalmidae. The coding region runs from base 157 to 768 and encodes 203 amino acids. The record is from RefSeq and is a predicted model, not a curated record. The transcript has 6 exons. Gene Ontology annotation, cellular component: membrane.
CCCUGCUCCCUCUCAGCGUUGUGCAGCCUGACGCGUUUCAUUUCUUCGGUGUACACCGGCUCUGGCUGAUUUCGUUUUCUCUCAAAACGCCAGAUCGGCGUGUGAUGUCUCUGUGAUUGUGCGUGACUGGCCUUUGCAGUGAGGAAAUCGUCCAUCAUGAGCUGCUCCGGGUUCACCUGCUCUAAAAACUGCCUGUGCGCCAUCAACCUGCUGUAUGUGAUGGUGAGCAUGCUAAUGAUCGGUAUUGCUGCCUGGGGGAAGUGGUUUGGCCUCGUCUCAAGCUUCCAGGUGGUGGGGGGCAUCAUCGGGGUUGGGGUCUUCCUCUUCUUCGUCGCUUUGGCUGGACUUAUUGGUGCCAUCAAACACCACCAAGUUCUUCUCUUCUUUUACAUGAUUAUCUUGUUCCUGGUCUUUGUGGUCCAGUUCUCAGUGUCCAGUGCAUGCUUGGCCAUCAACAAAGAGCAGCAGAAUCACCUGUUGGAGGUGGGCUGGAACAACUCCCAGAGCACUCAGAGGGACGUAGAGAAAAGCCUCAACUGCUGUGGAUUCUCUCACGUGGACAUGAACGGAACCUGUGCUGCUGCCUGUUUUUCUCACACCAAAUGUGACACCUGUGCAGCAAAGAUCCAGGAGCAUGCUGGGGAGGUGCUGCGCUUUGUGGGUGGAAUCGGCCUGUUCUUCAGCUUCACUGAGAUCCUGGGCGUGUGGUUAACAUACAGGUACAGAAACCAAAAAGAUCCACGAGCCAAUCCCAGUGCCUUCCUGUAGUCAACGGCAUGGCUGUCACAGUGACCGUCUGUGUACUUGUCUAUUUGCUGGACUUCUUACUGGAGCUCUGUUAGAGACGAGAAGUGUGCGUUUGCUUUCUCUGAAGUGGAGAUCACUGCUUGUUUCUGCUGCUGUGUGUACUGAUCAUUUUCUAGGGUGCAGUGUUGUGAAGCAAAAAAAUCCUAUGCGUAAUUUUUGUUUGAAGAUGUCUUGAAUGGAGACUACAGCUACAGCAAACAUCACAAUGGAACUGACACUUUUUACCUUACACAGUAAACACUUCUUCAAACACCUAUGGGCUAUGAUCAGUCUAAAACCAAGAAUUUCAAAAUGUGGAGAAAAACAGUCACUGUAAGAGAAAACGGACUACACUACGACUAGUAUAUACCUGCAUGUUAUUGUUUCUGUUCACAUUGGUUGUUAUUGUUGAUGUGUGUUCAGACAGGAUGAAUACUGCGUUUUAAAUUCCUGAAUCCUGAAAGUAAUAUUCUUUAUGAUGCAGUAUGUUGAUACCACCACAUGGACACAGUCCUCUUUGUGUACAUGCACAAAAUCAGUCACUCUGAGGCUACUGGUCAAGAAUGCAAUAAAUUAAUCAUUGUGAUUUUUGGUCAGUUAAUGUGCAUCUUAUUUAAAUGUCUGCAUGACAAACUUUCCUCUGCGAAUCUGGAUAUGCAAAAAGAAAAGGUCCUCAUUGAUUAUCCUGAGAGGCAAUUGAACCAUGCAAGCAACAUGAAAGCCCCAUACAUUGAACGAUCUUUGACACAUUUCACGUCACAGUUAGUCGUAUUCAAAGUUUGAACAACCUGGUCAAACUGCACGUUUUGUUGGUUUUCUAAGUGGAAAUAAGUCAAAAAUAUCCUGUACAGAGAACACACUUCUGCACAUUUUAGUGAACAACUUAUAUGUAUUUGCUUUAAAAAAUAAAAUGUUUCAUUUUUUUCCCACUAUUUUGGAUUUGGCAAGUAAAUAGUCAGGUGACACUUUAUUUUGAGUGGUCCUUUUUAGAUGAAACAAACACUCAACAGACUCUCAGUAAUGUGUCAAAAACAUAUGAAGGUUGGGUUUAGGUUUUGGGUUGAGGUUAAGGUUAGGGUUAGGUUUUGGGUAAGACUAGGUUUUGUGUAAUGGAAGAAACAUAUUAACGAUACAAGAUGUAAUUUGACCAGGGACCUAACCCUUUGCAUAUGCUAGUAUGCAUUUCAUUAAAUCCAUUUAUUAAGCCUGUGACUGAUAAUUGUAUGUGCUCAGAUUAUUAUUUUUUUUGUGUGGUUUUGCCUUCUUGCAUGAAUUCUUCACUACAGUGUGCAUCUCUAUCAUGUGGUUCUGUGAACUAUGCACUCCUACAUUUGAAAAGCAACAGAAUAAAGAAUGCAUUAUCACCCAGUCUC